Molecule: messenger RNA, 489 nt
Organism: Iphiclides podalirius (scarce swallowtail)
Lineage: Eukaryota; Metazoa; Arthropoda; Insecta; Lepidoptera; Papilionidae
Source: the annotation of a GenBank genome assembly
AUGCACGGAGCAAAGAAUAAAGCCGUUGAACCGACGAAGACGGCAGGCACUCCAGCGGCCUCACUGGGCGAUUGUUGGCGGUUGUUGGGCGGUUGGCGGACGGUUAGGGGCGUGCGGCGGGCGGGCGACACGCGGCGCACCGUUAAUCAAUCGCGGAGCGUGGGACGGAGCCGCGUGCGCAGGCGGACGUGCCGGCCGAGCAGCGCCGCCGCGCAUUCACAACCGCCGCUGUGGGAAAGGCUCCGUUUCGAGGUACCAACUGUUGUUCGGUCCCGCUGUCCGACUCCCGGCGAACGUUCGCUCUUCGUGACCACACUCGCCCGCGAGCGGAGCGGCAGGCGCGAAAUACGAAACAAUGGCGCUUUACAAUACAAUGAGCGCGAUCUGAAAUGCGUAGCGUCGGCGACAUUCCCGUCACGAGCGCGCGCUUGCCUUUUUCGACUGUUCGCUCGGGGCGGGUGCCGAUCGCGGGCCGACCUCUCUCCUUAU